Messenger RNA from Linum trigynum, 3537 nucleotides. Lineage: Eukaryota; Viridiplantae; Streptophyta; Magnoliopsida; Malpighiales; Linaceae. The record is from the annotation of a GenBank genome assembly.
CAGAUCGCAUCCGGAAAAGAAAGAACACUGGGGGAAGACCACAGCAUAUAGAUUAGAUAGAGAGAGAGAAACCUGUCGGCGGCGUAGAAAUCCUCUCGACGGUCGGUCAUAUGGCGUUGCCAGGUACGUGUAGUGUUUAAAAAUCUUUCAUUCUUUGCCUUAUUCUUUACUGUUCAGUAUCUAGGCUCUCUCACGAUUCGUAAACAAUGCUUAGAUCAAUCCGACAUUGGUUAGCUCCCUAUAAAUAUAUAUAUAUAUAUAUAUAUAUAUAUAUAUAUAUAUAUAUAUACACACACUACACUUUUCCGGAGGUUUUUGAGUACUGACUGAAAAUGAUAUCUACGGCGAGCCGGCGAUGAGAGCUUCACUUCUUCCGGCAGUGAUUGCCAGCAGUGGCACUUCUUCCAAUAUUAAUUAAUAAGAUAUAUAAUAUACUACACUUAACUGCAGGGUUCAAGAGUAAAAAUUUGAACUUCGCUAGAUCUGAGAGUUGUUGGUGGGGUUAUAUACUUAUAGUUAAAUUUGGAUGAUUUUAAUUUGUUUUAGACGGUGGUUUAUUGAUAAAGUUGAUGAUAACUUAUACUUCUUUAACAAAUAAAAUUGUAUUUUACAGUAUUUUAUUAUUGAGAUGUGAGUGAGGGAGGGAGGGAGGAUAGUAUUAAUGGUGUAAAAUUUUAAUAAAAUAAAACUAUAUAUAAAUAAAAAUACUGUUUAGAAUUCGAUGAAGAAGAAAUAAAACGUUUGCCACUUUCCAGUUGUUGCGAUGUGGCGUAGGCGUACCAGAUGGCUUAUUAUCUGUUAUUGGGCCUGUAGCAGCUGAAGUAGGAGGCUGAAAUUAUUUAUCCACCGGCCCAUGAAGCCCAAUACUAUGUUUUGACGAAGCCCAAUAGUGGGAAAAAGUUUCACAAAGCUUAGCCAGCCAUGGCGGCAGAACAAAUCCCAACCGCACAAAAAUAAUGCGCGCCUUGGCAGCAGUCUCAGUUCCACCAUCUCCCCAUUUCCCUCCUUAUCCCCUCCGCCCCUUCUUCUUCCGCUCUCCCACCGUCGCCGGCUCUAACUUCUCGCUCCCUCUCCUCACCAAAUCGACUCGCUCCCAACUUUCUUCUUCCAGGCCGCCGCGUUCUCGCCGACGGUCCACGCUUCUCCCGCGCCGUUCCGGCGGCGAUUUCGACAACGAUGAUGAUGAGGACUUCUACUUGUUUGCAGGCGAUGAUUUGGAGGGCGAGACCGGCGGCGGAAUCACCAUCGAGGUGCAGAAGCUGGGGAGCAACUCGAGGAGAAUUCGGUCCAAAAUCGGCAUAGAGGCGAGCCUGGACGCAAUUUGGAGUAUACUGACCGAUUACGAGAGGUUGUCCGACUUCAUUCCUGGCCUCGCCGUCAGCAAAUUGAUCGAGAAGAAGGACAAUUUCGCCAGGCUCUAUCAGAUUGGAGAGCAGAAGUUUCCAUUGGGAUUGAAAUUCAACGCGAAAGCCGUUCUGGAUUGCUACGAGAAGGAAUUGGAGAGGUUAUCUGCGGGGAAGAAGCGAGAUAUUGAGUUCAAGAUGACUGAAGGUGACUUCCAGUUCUUCGAAGGGAAAUGGUCCAUUGAACAGGUCAAGAAACAGAGUCCAGAGAAAGAGUUGGAUUCAUCUCAAAGCCAAGAUUUCGAGACGACACUAUCGUACUUUGUCGAUAUCAAGCCGAAGCUCUGGUUGCCCGUUCACCUGAUUGAAGGCAGAAUCUGCAGGGAGAUCAAGAAGAACCUCACUUCCAUCAAGGAAGAAGCACAAAAAUUUACUCAAUAGUACACUGCAUUCGUAACAGUGACCGAUGUUGCUCCUGAAGCUUGACUAUGGUUUUUUUUGUUUAAAAUUUAUUUCAGCGUAUCUCUCAUUCUACAGCAUUUGUAACUGUAUAUGCAAGAAUUUUAGAUAGGGAGUUCUUUUAAAAAAUUAAAUUAGUAAUUAAAUAAUUCUUAAAUAAGAAAUAUCUAACUAGCACAAAUUAAAAAAAAACUGCACGUCGUGUUUUCAUAUUAUAAAAAAGUUGAAAAAUACACUCGGUGUCUAUAAGCCUCAACAAAUCUCUCUAUCUUACUAUACAACCAUUCACGAAUGUGCUAACGGCCUAACGCCCACCUAGCUCCGCCCCUGUCUAAUAGGCUCCUCUUAAUGAAGGUGCUAAUGCCCUUACUAAAAAAAGUCACUUUGGUUCUCCAGCUACAGGCGAUGAUGCUUUUGCAGCAUUUGAGAUUAGGGAUGGCAAUGGGUCGGGUUGGGUCGGGUUUCGCCAAACCUAAACCCAAACCCAUGGGUUUAUCCGUGAAAAAAACCCGGGAUAAAACCCACGAGGUUUGGAAAACUCAAACCCAACCCAACCCGCUGGGUAUCCGCGGGUUCAUGGGUACCCAUGGGUUUGUCGUAAAAAAUUUACAAUAACAAGUUUUUAUCAAAAUAAAAGUCAAAUAUCAAUAUCUCAAUACAAAUAAUCCAUAUAUAAAACACCAUUCUAGAAAAUUCAAGCAAAUCACAAAUUAACCAUACAAAUUGUUCAACAUCAAUCUAGAAAACUAGAGAAAAUUGAAGCAAAUAAAAAAUUAUACAUAAACAACAUGAUUAAUUGAAAGUUUCUUCCUCAUCAAUUAAGCUCCUUCACUCUACACUCAAUAUCAACUUCAUUCUACACAAUUAGAAAGAAAAAAUUAGAUAUGUCUCCACAAACAUAAAGAAGAUUAAUUGCUUAUAAUAUCCACCAAUAAUAUAUAGUACACUUUUGUGUACUUUACUCCAUUUUAAAUUUCUUGCUCUCUCCUUAAUUUUAGGUAGGGGUGUAGUGGUAAUUAAGAAUGUUAAUAAUUAAAAAACUAUUAAAAUUAAAAAUAUGUUUAAACGUGGGGGAAGUUACCCACCAAACUUUCAGUUUUUUGGGUAGCAUUAUUUAUUUAUUAUAAUAACAAUUAAUCUUUAUUUUUUAGUAUUCUUAAUCUUUCAAUCAUCUUUUCAUAGUGUGAACACAUUUUACUCUAUAAUUUUACUUUUUCUUUAAUUCUUCGAUUAUAAUUAUCGAUUUGUAUUUCAUUUAUUCUAAUUCCAAAUUCAAAUAUUUUUGUGUAAUAAAAUCUUAUAUAUUGUUAUGUACACAAGAUAUUAAUUUUGAUAUGUUUUAAAAUAAAAUAUUUUAUUCUCCGGAACAUGUGGUCAUCAAACCUCAAGGGUUGACCUAAUGAUAAUGUGGGGAUGAGAUUAUACCAGCAUAGUAUUAGUUGUGAACGAUCAUAGUAUAAAUUUAUAUAAUGAAGGGAUUUGCAUAGCAUCAAUUUACAUGAUAGUUUUAGGUGCCUAAAGUAAUAAUUGAUGUCAUAACGAAUUUUAUUUUAAAGUAUGCAAAAGUUUAUUUCAGUCUAAUCCGUUUCUGAUCCAGAGUCGACUGACUGUCUGUCUUUUGCCUGCCUGCUCGCGGGCUUCCAAGAUCCUACCUCCACUGCUUCCUUGUGUGAUUACAACUACGUCGAAUUUAUUGGAUUACAUGGAUUGGAAUUAAUCAACUAGGUUAGUGUUC